AUGCCGACUCCGGAACUCCCAUCUUGUAUCUUCGCCGCCGGGGAAGAACCGUCUGGCUAUAGGGUGAACUCGUAUCACAAAGUCAAGGUCACUCAAUCCAUCCUCGAUGCCCUCUCUGAAGAUGAAAUCUUGUUUCUUAGAAAUUCUUCAUUUGGAAAGGUAAUAGCGAUUGAUGAUAAUCCUCCAUUCUCCGGAGCCUUCUGCUAUUUUAUUCUGGCUAGGAGACUGAAGACUAAUAAAAAAUGGGAGAUUUGGGUUCUUUUCGCCGGAACUCCGAUUCGGAUUUCACUCAGAGAGUUUGCGAUUGUUACCGGACUCAAUUGCGGUAAGUUGCCCAAUCCGAAGAACAGCAGGAAGAAGAACCCAUUGAACAAGAAGCUAUACUGGAACGAGCUUUUCGGGUCUCUGAAGUCUGUUUCGGUUGCUAUGGUCGUGGAGAUGCUCAAGAACAAGAAGGUGAAGGAUAGAGAAACCAGACUCAAGUUUGCAUGUCUCGCCAUUGUUUCUUCAAUACUGUUGCCAUCUUCCCACAAACCGAAGAUUCAUCCUGAACAUGUAGAGAUGAUUCGUGAUUUAAACGAAUUCAUGGCAUACCCUUGGGGACGUUUGUCAUUUCAAGAGUUAAUGUCAUCUCUGCUCAAGAAAGACGAGCUAGCGCUUUCGAAGGACUCAUUUGCCCUGAGAGGGUAUGUUGAAGCCAUUCAAAUGGUUUUGAUGGCUGCCGUUCCUGAACUGAAGGAAGAAGUCACCCCUAAUGCUCCGGUGGUUGUCCAAGAUUCCGACAGCGAGGAGGCGGACAUGGAACUCCAUGCGGAGACGGAAGCAACAGACAAAACCGCUUCUGCAAAUCCGCCGGAAAACACGAAAUAUGCACUCGUACCUGCUCACGCUAAGGCAAUCGACCUCGAAUGCAAGAUACGGGGUAGGUCUAUUUUGGAUUCACCACACGAGGUGUGGGAUCUGGAGGCUGAUGUUGAAUGCCCAGAUGAACUGGAGGAUGCCCUAGUUGACACUGUCGUUGACCUUGUGUCGUCUUGCUUCCGCUUCAAGAAGAAGAUGUUCAAGGGUGGCGCCACUGUCUUGGAAUUGUCUCGCAUCAGAAACAAGAAGCGCAAGGGCAAAAUGCCAAAAGAUAACAACGAGAGUGACGAUUCCUCAGACUCCUCAGGCGAAGACACUACUGACCAAGAUUCCGGCAAUGACUUAGCUAACAUGGUGUCCAUCAAACUGAAGGAAGAGAUAAGCCGCAUUGUUGAGAAGUUGGAUGAUCGCAUAUCCAGGCUCGAGGAUUCUUUCUCCCCAUUAAUUGGUAUGGAGGAGCGCAUGGCUGGUAUGGUUGCUGAGAAAAUAGAUGGGAUCCAGGCAGUUGUCAUCGACACCGUGUUAUCGCGUCUAAGAAAAGAAUUACCCGGUAAUGACCUUGAUUUCAAUCCCGCCCAAGAAGCACAGACUUCCAAAGAACCAGCUAGCACGACGAUGCCCACGUCCUCAUCGGCUGAACAAGACCCUAAAGAUCCCGAACAACCAACUGUAGAUCCCUCAGGUGCCAUCAGGAAGGUCCUAAGUGAUCUACACGAAUCGCAGGUUGACGAUGGCACCAAACAGGUAGCAGAACCGAAUCACGAGGUAGUUGACCCUCUUUCUGAAAUCCCAACAGAGACAACGGUCCCCGCAUACUCAGCCCAUACUGUGUUUGAACAGGGCCCGUCAAUUCCUCUUCCAGAGGGGAACAAACCAUCAUUCUCACUCGGCGUUGGUGUUUCCCAGCCCCAACCCACCACGGAGGUCGUCUCUGCCACCCCCAUUGGCUUUGUGCUGCCGCAGGUCAAGGUUCCUCAGCCAACCAAACCGUCUCGUCAAAGCAAGAGAGCUCGUGUUACUCCUGCAGGUCUUGAAGAUUUCAAAUGUGACGCUACUGUCUUAGGCGGCUUAGUUUUCAUGAAAGACUUGGAACGGCACUAUAUGGACGUCCUUGAGCAGGUCACAUGGGUAAAGUCCAUCAAGAUAAGCAGUGACCGAGAGGUCAGCGCUUUUGAUUUCGUGGAUAUCGCGCUUAGAUCAACCCAAAUGGCUUCUACGGUAAUGGACUCUCUAAUGGAGUACAUCAGGAGCCAAACGCCAACAUCCGAAAACAUAGUGCUUGUUUCAUGCACCAAACUGCCUGCGACCCUUAUGUCUCACCAUUCACGGUUUCUGAAGACGGCGCUGAAAGACCGAACGAGGUUCAAGUUCUCCGGGCAAUCCCUUAGUUGCAUAAGCAGUGGUUUCAAAGGGAGGCUAUAUUUUCCGUUUAACAUAGAUCAGCAACACUGGAUUGGUGUAUGCGUCGACUUCAAGUCCGGUGUGCUCCAUGUGCUUGACUGCAACACAGCUCUGAUGACUGAUAGCCUUAUGAGGAAAGAGCUGAACCCGCUCGCAACAAUGCUGCCGUUCAUCGCCAUGGAUGGAUCUAAGGCCGAUACCGGUGUAACUCCCAAGGCUCUAUCGGUCACCAGGUGCAAGGGAAUUCCCCAGGCUUCAGCUACUACAGACGCGGCGGUAAUGACAGUUCUCCUUAUUGAAGCACACAAAGAUGGAGGUGUUGAUGCCUGCAAAACCAUAACUCCCAGAGUGUUACCCGGUGCUGCGAAGCAGUAA
Messenger RNA from Raphanus sativus (radish), 2637 nucleotides. RefSeq lists its product as uncharacterized. NCBI's taxonomy places the organism in Eukaryota, Viridiplantae, Streptophyta, Magnoliopsida, Brassicales, Brassicaceae. Gene Ontology annotation, molecular function: cysteine-type peptidase activity. The record is from RefSeq and is a predicted model, not a curated record. The transcript has 7 exons. The coding region runs from base 1 to 2637 and encodes 878 amino acids. Gene Ontology annotation, biological process: proteolysis.